UUCAGCGCUCAACCACUGGACCGGAAGAAGGACUCGUGUCACAAUUGGACUCUCCUUCUUCCUCCAUUUAAGGUACGUCACAAGUGUAGAAUCACAGCAUUACACCUAUUUUUAGAUAGGGGAGAUCCAGCAAAUUUUCCCCAAAUACAUUUCACUUUUGCACCUUUCAGCUUUCAAAUAGAUACACUCCCAGCUUCAAAAUUGAUAUUCUAUUGAAAUGGAUAAACAAGAUUUGGAUUAUGUCUUGGUACCAGUAGGCCUCCUCUUCAUGAUUGCUUAUCAUAUAUGGCUUUUUCAUCGCAUCCUUAAACACCCUGUUCGUACUGUCAUCGGCAUUAAUUCAAUCAAUCGUCAAUUCUGGGUUCACGCUAUGAUGGAGGACCCAUCGAAAAAUGGAGUUCUAGCGGUGCAGACAUUAAGGAACAACAUAAUGGCAUCAACACUUUUGGCAUCUACAGCGAUUAUGCUCAGUUCUCUCAUCGCCGUAUUAAUGACCGGCGGAAGCAAGGAAGGCCGUUCAGUCGGUUUUCACAUUUACGGGAACAAAAGCGAAUUUUGUCUAUCGAUAAAAUUCUUUUCCAUAUUGGUAUGUUUUAUGGUUGCGUUUUUGUUCAAUGUACAAUCGAUAAGGUAUUACAGUCACGCUAGCAUUCUCAUCAACGUGCCUUACAAGAAAUCGGAUUCAUCGAAGCAUUGUGUGACGGCGGCGUAUGUUGGGAAGACUGUGAAUAGAGGGAGCUAUUUCUGGUCACUUGGACUGCGUGCUUUUUAUUUUUCGUUUCCUCUAUUUUUGUGGAUCUUUGGACCUAUUCCUAUGUUCCUUUGCUGUCUUUUUCUGGUAUUUAUGCUGUAUUUUCUGGAUGGUAGUUCAGAUUUGGGGUGGGUUACACCAACUGAGGAUGUGGAGACGCAGCAGACUGCUUAGGGAGACACUGAGAACAGUUUACAUUCAAUCCAAGUUGAAUUAAACUGCGUACUGUAUUUCUAGAAUAAUUUCUAAUUAUAUAUAUAUGUAUAGUACAUGGUAUGCCCCAUUAAUGUGUCAACUCGAUA
Messenger RNA from Capsicum annuum, 1053 nucleotides. RefSeq lists its product as uncharacterized. Bases 218 to 925 code for a protein of 235 amino acids. The transcript has 2 exons. Lineage: Eukaryota; Viridiplantae; Streptophyta; Magnoliopsida; Solanales; Solanaceae. The record is from RefSeq and is a predicted model, not a curated record.